Rotaria sp. Silwood1 is the source of this 489-nucleotide messenger RNA. Lineage: Eukaryota; Metazoa; Rotifera; Eurotatoria; Philodinida; Philodinidae. The record is from the annotation of a GenBank genome assembly.
AUGAAAACGACAACUCAAUCUGAUGAACCUAUUAUUUCGAAUGGUUUCGUUACAUGUUAUUUGGAUCGUCUAGUCAUUCAUUUAUAUUAUUUUCCCUAUGGAAAUAAAACAAUCAAAUAUAGUGAUAUAAAAUCAUGUGAAUUACUUCGAAUGCGUGAUUUGAGUAUAUUCAAAUGUAAAAUAUGGGGAAUGGCAUUAUCAUCUGUUUGGUGGCAUUCGGAUUUACGUCGUCAUUGCAGAGAAUAUUAUAUUCUUUUAGAUGCAAAUCAAUGGCCUAAAAUAGGUAUUACAAUGGAUGAUAAUGAUAUUAUCAACGUUUAUAAAUUAAUUAAAGAAAAAAUCGAUGUAAAUCAAUCAAGAGAAAUUUUCUUAGAAAAGAAAUCUUUUGAUAAUAUUGAAAAACUUGAUAAUCAUGUGGCUAGUUCAAUCUCUGAAAAAGAACUUGAAUAUCAAAAAUCUUUGGAAAGUAACAAAGAAAAAUACAUGUAA